This is a messenger RNA of Austrofundulus limnaeus, 892 nucleotides long. It is a transcript of the gene rsl1d1, whose product is annotated as ribosomal L1 domain containing 1. Gene Ontology annotation, molecular function: RNA binding. Lineage: Eukaryota; Metazoa; Chordata; Actinopteri; Cyprinodontiformes; Rivulidae. The record is from RefSeq and is a predicted model, not a curated record.
GUUAUUCCAUACCAAAUGCUAAAGACAGAAUACAAACCCCAUGAAGCCAAGCGUCGCCUGCUGGCAAACUUUGACAUGUUUUUGUCUGAUGAGCGCGUUCGCCGCCUGCUACCCUCUCACCUGGGAAAAACCUUCUACGAGAGAAAAAAAGCUCCGCUGUCUGUGAACCUGCAGAGUAAACAUCUGGCCAGAGACAUGGAGAGAAUCAUUCAGGGCACCACCCUGACGGUUACCAACAAAGGCUGCUGCUGUAUGGCACGUGUCGCUCAUUCCGGCAUGACUGCAGACGAGGUGGCYGACAACAUCGAAGCUGCGGUCCAAACGGUGAUGGACAAACUCCAAACGCUGAGUAAAGGACCGGUACUGAAAGUGGUCCAUUUGAAGAGUGAAAAGUCUGUGGCCUUACCCAUCUACACCUCAGWCUUGAGCCACCUCAGUGCCUCAGACUCCCCCCAGGAAAAAAAAGCUGCAGACAAGAAACAAACAAAGAAGAACAAGACAGAGGACAAGAAGAAAGUGGAUAAACUGGCAGAGGGAAAGACUAAACUGAAGAAAAAGAGAAAAGAAGAYGAGGAGGAGGAGGAGAUCCCACAGCUGGUUCCUAUAGAAACACCAGCAAAAAAGCCUAAACAGGAGAAGCCAUCUAAGAAGCAGAAACUGCAGAAAGCACCUAAACCUGUUGCAGCYAAGAAAGGAGUAAAAACCCAAAACAAACCGACCAAGAAGAUCAACAAGACAGCAACUAAAGGAAAAAGAAAAGUGCUUAAAAUGAAAUGAUUUGUUGUCUAAACUCAAAAGACACUUGACACCUUUCACAGGACCAGGCUGUUUGCAAUGUCUUUGAAUUUUGUCUUUUUUCUCAGUGAACUAUAUUAUAAAAUAAUUAUAAACU